AUGGCUUUGGCGUUGCGAACGGCAGCGGGUCUGCGGGCCACGACUGGUGUGACCGCGGGGAGCAUGUCCAUUGCUGCCCGUCGCUUCUAUGCCACGGAAGAGUACGAUCUUGCUGUCAUUGGUGGUGGACCCGGUGGCUACGUCGGUGCCAUCAAGGCUGCCCAGCUUGGUCUCAAGACUGUGUGCAUUGAGAAGCGCGGCAAGCUCGGUGGCACUUGCCUCAACGUCGGCUGCAUUCCCUCCAAGUCCCUGCUCAACAACUCGCACCUCUACCAUCAGGCCCAGCAUGACUUUGCUCAGCGCGGUAUUUCCGUGGACAAGGUCGAGCUUGACCUCGACACCAUGAUGGGUGCCAAGGAAAAGGCCGUCGAACAGCUCACCGGCGGUAUCGAGUACCUCUUCAAGAAGAACGGCGUCGAAUACGUCAAGGGUGCCGCCAAGCUGACCGGUGCCAAUGACAUUGACUGCGACCUUAUCGAAGGUGGCUCCCAGACCAUCAAGGCCAAGAACAUUAUGAUUGCAGCCGGCUCUGAAGUGGCCCCCUUCCCCGGUGGUGCCGUCCAGAUUGAUGAGGAAUCCAUCGUUAGCUCUACGGGUGCCCUUUCCCUCAAGUCGGUGCCCAAGCGUAUGGUCGUCAUUGGUGCCGGUGUCAUUGGCCUCGAGCUCGGCUCUGUCUGGUCCCGCCUCGGCUCGGAAGUCACCGCCGUCGAGUUUCUGCCUUUUAUCGGUGGCGCCGGCAUUGACCUCGAUGUGGCCAAGAACUUUCAGCGCAUUCUCAAGAAGCAGGGUCUCAACUUCAAGCUCAACACCAAGGUCACCUCUGUCGACAAGCAAUCCGAUGGCACCCUCAAGGUGAACAUUGAAGAUGCCAAGAAGGGCAAGACGGACACCAUUGAAGCCGAUGUUGUGCUCGUGUGCGUCGGUCGCCGCCCCAAUGUCGAUGCCCUGGGUCUCGACAAGGUCGGCAUCAAGCUCGACUCACGUGGCCGCAUCGAGGUGGAUGACCACUUCCGUACCAAUGUUAGCAACAUCUAUGCCAUCGGUGAUUGCAUCAAAGGCCCCAUGCUCGCGCACAAGGCUGAGGACGAGGGCAUCAUCUGCGUCGAGGGCAUGCUUGGUGGCCACCCCCACAUUGACUACAACUGCGUUCCUAGUGUCAUCUACACCCACCCCGAGGUGGCCUGGGUUGGCCAGAACGAACAGCAGCUCAAGGAGGCCGGUAUCGAGUACAACGUUGGCACCUUCCCCAUGAGCGCCAACUCGCGCGCCAAGUGCAACGAUGACACGGAUGGCCUUAUGAAGGUUCUCAGCGACAAGAAGACGGACCGUAUUCUGGGUGUUUUCAUGAUUAACAAGACGGCCGGUGAGAUGAUCAAUGAAGCUGCUCUUGCCAUGGAGUACGGCGCGUCUGCCGAGGAUGUGGCUCGUGUUUGCCAUGCUCACCCCACCGAGGCCGAGGCCUUCCGUGAGGCCGCACUGGCGGCAUACUGUGGCAAGUCCAUCAACUUUUAAAUCUCCCGUCCAUUUCGUUGUGGUGCCCUUUCGCCCAUUUCGCACCCCACCAUCAACUGGGUUGAAACCAAUUUCAAAUUUCUUCUUU
Messenger RNA from Monosiga brevicollis MX1, 1600 nucleotides. RefSeq lists its product as uncharacterized. NCBI's taxonomy places the organism in Eukaryota, Choanoflagellata, Craspedida, Salpingoecidae. The transcript is spliced from 5 exons. Gene Ontology annotation, cellular component: mitochondrion; oxoglutarate dehydrogenase complex. Bases 1 to 1512 code for a protein of 503 amino acids. The record is from RefSeq and is a predicted model, not a curated record. Gene Ontology annotation, molecular function: flavin adenine dinucleotide binding; dihydrolipoyl dehydrogenase (NADH) activity.